Messenger RNA from Heterotrigona itama, 378 nucleotides. The record is from the annotation of a GenBank genome assembly. NCBI's taxonomy places the organism in Eukaryota, Metazoa, Arthropoda, Insecta, Hymenoptera, Apidae.
AUGUCCGGGCGUGGGAAAGGCGGUAAAGUUAAGAGCGGCAAAGUUAAGUCGCGUUCUAACAGGGCGGGAUUGCAAUUCCCAGUCGGUCGUAUUCAUCGUCUUUUGCGAAAGGGAAAUUAUGCAGAACGCGUUGGUGCCGGCGCGCCGGUUUAUUUGGCAGCCGUGAUGGAGUACCUGGCCGCUGAAGUUUUGGAAUUGGCUGGUAACGCUGCCCGGGACAACAAGAAAACAAGAAUUAUACCGCGUCAUUUGCAACUAGCCAUACGUAAUGACGAAGAACUGAACAAAUUACUUUCUGGAGUGACAAUAGCACAAGGUGGCGUGCUGCCGAACAUUCAAGCAGUAUUAUUACCGAAGAAGACUGAGAAAAAGGCUUAG